GUUAAUCGAUGUUUCGCUAAUAUCGAUAGCGCUUCGAUGCAAGAAAGCUCUUGUUUUAAGAAACAACAAGUCAGAUCGGUGUCGGCUGUCGGUUUUUUCCAUUAGAACUUAACGCAAGAAGAAGAUGUCGGCUACAGAAGGAAAAGUAAUCACAUGCAAGGCGGCGGUUGCCUGGGAGGCGAAGAAACCACUUGUUAUUGAGGAAAUCGAAGUCGCCCCACCAAAAGCUCAUGAAGUGCGGAUCAAGAUUACGGCAACCGGCGUUUGCCACACGGAUGCCUUCACCUUGAGUGGUGCCGAUCCUGAGGGUCUGUUUCCCUCGGUGCUGGGCCACGAGGGCGCCGGCAUUGUAGAGAGCGUUGGGGAGGGCGUGACCAAUUUCAAGGCAGGCGAUCAUGUCAUUGCUUUGUAUAUUCCACAGUGCAACGAGUGCAAGUUUUGCCUAAGCGGCAAGACGAAUCUCUGCCAGAAGAUUCGCGUUACCCAGGGCGCUGGUGUGAUGCCCGAUGGAAGCAGCCGUUUCACAUGCAAGGGCAAACAGUUGUACCACUUCAUGGGCACAUCCACGUUUUCGGAGUACACUGUCGUGGCAGACAUUUCGCUGACCAAAGUUAAUGAGACUGCGCCUCUGGAGAAGGUGUGUCUGCUGGGCUGCGGCAUUUCCACUGGCUACGGCGCAGCUCUGAAUACUGCUAAGGUUGAACCCGGCAGCACGUGUGCCGUCUGGGGAUUGGGUGCAGUUGGCUUGGCUGUGGGACUGGGUUGUAAGAAGGCCGGCGCUGGCAAGGUCUAUGGCAUUGAUAUCAAUCCUGACAAAUUCGAGUUGGCCAAAAAAUUCGGCUUCACCGAUUUCGUCAAUCCCAAAGAUGUGGCUGACAAGGGUGCCAUUCAAAACUAUUUAAUUGAUCUAACUGAUGGUGGCUUCGAUUACACUUUCGAAUGUAUUGGUAAUGUGAACACUAUGCGUGCUGCCCUGGAGGCCACACACAAAGGCUGGGGCACCUCAGUUGUCAUCGGUGUCGCAGGCGCAGGCCAAGAAAUUUCAACUCGGCCCUUCCAAUUGGUUGUGGGUCGCGUGUGGAAGGGAUCUGCCUUUGGUGGAUGGCGUUCAGUUAGCGAUGUUCCGCGCCUUGUGGAGGAUUAUUUGAAGAAGGAUCUGCUGGUUGAUGAGUUCAUUACCCAUGAAAUGCCAUUGUCUGAAAUCAAUGAGGCUUUUGAUCUGAUGCACAAAGGCGAAAGUAUUCGCAGCAUUAUCAAGUACUAAAACGCCUGCAUGAUACAUUUCAAUCUGAUUUUGCAUAAAACAAUAAAGAUUAUAACUUUUCUACAAAUUACACAUA
Messenger RNA from Drosophila nasuta, 1340 nucleotides. It is a transcript of the gene Fdh, whose product is annotated as alcohol dehydrogenase class-3 Fdh. Lineage: Eukaryota; Metazoa; Arthropoda; Insecta; Diptera; Drosophilidae. The record is from RefSeq and is a predicted model, not a curated record. Gene Ontology annotation, cellular component: cytosol. The transcript has 4 exons. Bases 125 to 1264 code for a protein of 379 amino acids. Gene Ontology annotation, molecular function: alcohol dehydrogenase (NAD+) activity; S-(hydroxymethyl)glutathione dehydrogenase [NAD(P)+] activity; zinc ion binding. Gene Ontology annotation, biological process: formaldehyde catabolic process.